AUGCGUGUGCUUGGACGCGGGCGAGAGGGAAGUCUGCAAAGACCUCGUCGCCGGGCUCCUGAGGCUGAGAAGGGCCGUAGGAGCGGAGUUCUGAGCCUUCAACAAGAGGCUACCUGGGGCAGCGCGACUGAUCUUGGCCCCGCGCGCGCAGGGAAGGCGUUGUUGACCCUUCCGGGAGCAAAAGCACCAUUUGAAAGGGAGGGUGCACAUUUCUGUCGUGGCUGGACCGGACCGAACUCCUCCGGCACUCAGCUGCGGAACCUUGCAUGGCCCACACCGACCUGGAGUUUGUGGCUUCGCCGCUGCCGACAUCGCGGUGUUCUAUCUCAGCUGAGAACCGAGCAGUACACCGCUGCCUUCCGGGCCCUGGUCUCCCAAGAAACAGGUAUUUCGCUGUUCUAUAAUAUACCCUUUCUUAGAAUAAGUUGUUUGUUUUUUUUUUUUUUAAUUAAGAGAGGGGAGACUUGUUUUAAACGAUCAAAGCACCAACUCCCUGCGCGUUUGUUUAAAAACAAAGGGCAAGAGAAGAGCAGAGAGAGUAACUGGGCAAUACAGGAUCGCUUUACGAACUUCAGGCUCCGGGACAAUCAUUUCAGUCUCCGGCUGCGGUCGGCGCCCGCUUUCACUCCAGCAUCAGCUGGAGCGCAGACCCCGCCGGUCGGAAGGACAGAGGCCGUCCGCGGAGCCAACUUCGCUUUACCUGCGCCUUCCCAGCCUCAAGUGUCCGCCGCGGCCCGAGCGCCGCUCCCUCCCGCCCGGGUUCUGGGG
Molecule: messenger RNA, 768 nt
Organism: Chinchilla lanigera (long-tailed chinchilla)
Lineage: Eukaryota; Metazoa; Chordata; Mammalia; Rodentia; Chinchillidae
Source: RefSeq, a predicted model, not a curated record